CUCUCUCUCUCUCUCUCUUAUCUCCAAUGGCGUCCAUCGCCGCCGGCACGGGGCAAUUCCUCAGCCUCCAUCAAACUCGUUCCCGUUCAAAACUGCCAUCUCCUUCGUCCUCCGCCUCUAUUACUACUGCCACUAUUAGAUGCGAGCAAAUUUUGUCUCAAAACCCUAAAAAACUAACAAAAACUCGACCCUCGAAAACUCCCUUAUUUUCCGUCAAGAACCUCGCCAUCUCCGCCGCAUCCGGAAUUUUAUUUCACGUAGCGUUUAAGAAUCCUUCCCUCAUCGGCAUCGGCGGUGGAAAUGGUGGCGGUGGAGCGGGUGGAGGCGGCGGCGGUGACGGAGGCGGAGGUGGUGGUGGAGGCGGAUUUUGGAAGAGGUUGCUCUCUCCUGCAGCUAAUGCAGAUGAAAAUCAGUCUUCCGAAUGGGAUUCUCAUGGCUUACCGGCUGAUAUCAUUGUUCAAUUGAAUAAGCUCAGCGGAUUUAAAAAAUAUAAAGUAUCUGAGCUCGUGUUUGUUGAUAAACAAUCAACCACUGUUGUAGGUUCAGAAGAUUCGUUUUUUGAAAUGGUUUCACUAAGAGCUGGUGGCGUUUAUACCAAAGCUCAGCUACAGAAAGAGCUUGAAACCCUAGCUACUUGUGGUAUGUUUGAAAAAGUUGAUCUAGAAGCGAAGACUAACCCCGAUGGGACUAUUGGAUUAACGGUAUCAUUCACGGAAUCCACUUGGGAAGAGGCUGAGCACUUUAGGUGUAUCAAUGUGGGGUUAAUGCAGCAAUCGAAAGGUGUUGAUGCGGAAGAUAACAUGACUGAGAAGGAGAAGGUUGAUUAUAUGCGCAACCAAGAGAAAGAUUAUCGUCGAAGGAUGGAUAAGGCACGUCCGUGUAUGUUGCCAUCUUCAGUUAAUCGUGAAAUUAAGAGGAUGUUGGGUCAAGGGCCGGUGAGUGCUAGGAUGUUGCAGAGCAUCCGUGACCGGGUUCAGAAAUGGUAUCAUGAUGAAGGAUAUGCUUGUGCUCAGGUUGUGAAUUUUGGGAAUUUGAAUACGGAAGAAGUUGUAUGUGAGGUGGUGGAGGGUGAUAUCACAAGGGUGGUGAUUCAGUUCCAAGAUAAACUUGGAAAUGUAUGUGAAGGGAACACUCAACCUGGAGUAGUGAAGAGAGAAUUGCCUAAACAGCUUCAAAAAGGGUAUAUUUUCAACAUUGAAGCCGGGAAGCAAGCAUUGCGAAACAUUAAUUCCCUAUCUUUGUUCUCAAAUAUUGAAGUCAAUCCACGCCCUGAUGAGAAAAAUGAAGGAGGGAUUAUUGUUGAGAUUAAGCUCAAAGAGCUGGAGCAAAAAUCAGCUGAAGUCAGUACUGAAUGGAGUAUUGUUCCUGGACGUGGAGGUCGCCCUACUUUGGCUUCAAUCCAGCCUGGUGGAACUGUUUCUUUUGAGCAUCGGAACAUCAAGGGGCUUAAUAGAUCUCUUCUUGGCUCUGUGACUACAAGUAACUUUCUUAAUCCUCAGGAUGAUCUUGCUUUUAAGCUUGAGUAUGUACAUCCUUACUUAGAUGGUGUAUCUAAUUCUCGAAACCGCACUUUGCGUACAAGCUGCUUCAACAGCAGAAAGCUCAGUCCAGUCUUCACAGGUGGACCAGGAGUGGACGAAGUUCCUCCUAUAUGGGUUGAUCGAGCCGGUGUUAAAACCAAUAUUACUGAGAAUUUCACUCGUCAAAGCAAGUUUACGUAUGGAAUUGUAAUGGAAGAGAUAACAACACGUGAUGAAAGCAGCCAUAUCUCUUCAAAUGGUCAAAGGGUUUUACCAAGUGGUGGUAUUAGUGCAGAUGGCCCUCCAACAACAUUGAGUGGCACGGGCAUAGACCGAAUGGUAUUUGCACAAGCAAAUAUUACAAGAGACAACACCAAGUUUGUAAAUGGAGCAAUUGUUGGUGAGAGGAAUGUGUUUCAGCUUGAUCAAGGUCUGGGCAUUGGCAGUAAGUUCCCAUUUUUCAAUCGUCACCAACUAACAAUGACAAGAUUCAUCCAACUAAAGGAAGUUGAAGAAGGUGCUGGCAAACCCCCACCACCGGUGCUUGUUCUUCAUGGUCAUUAUGGUGGAUGCGUGGGAGACCUUCCUAGUUAUGACGCCUUCACACUUGGGGGACCUUACUCUGUGAGGGGUUAUAAUAUGGGAGAAAUUGGUGCUGCCAGAAACAUCCUUGAGCUUGCUGCUGAAGUACGUGUACCAGUGAGAAACACACACGUAUACUUAUUUGCAGAACAUGGGAAUGAUCUGGGGAGUUCAAAGGAUGUGAAAGGAAACCCGACUGAGGUCUACCGACGGAUGGGUCAUGGUUCAUCCUAUGGUGUUGGUGCCAAGCUAGGUUUAGUACGAGCCGAGUAUGCCAUUGAUCACAACUCUGGGACUGGUGCCCUAUUUUUCAGGUUUGGGGAGAGAUUUUGAUUUAUCGUAUUUCGAUUAAAUUCUAUGAUUUUAAUUUUCUAUCCGGUUUUGCGAUUUGGAUAGAACGGUGAUGAUGAUCUUGUGUGGAUGAAACUGAAGUGUUAAUUUGUAGAAAUUUGGUAAUUUUGUUUGCACCUAUUUGAGAUGUAUACGUUUAACAUACACCCCAGGAAUAAAUGGUGUGUGUUUGGUGUUGCA
Messenger RNA from Cynara cardunculus var. scolymus (artichoke), 2633 nucleotides. RefSeq names its product protein TOC75-3, chloroplastic. Gene Ontology annotation, molecular function: protein-transporting ATPase activity. Lineage: Eukaryota; Viridiplantae; Streptophyta; Magnoliopsida; Asterales; Asteraceae. The coding region runs from base 27 to 2435 and encodes 802 amino acids. Gene Ontology annotation, cellular component: chloroplast outer membrane. The transcript has 7 exons. The record is from RefSeq and is a predicted model, not a curated record. Gene Ontology annotation, biological process: protein import into chloroplast stroma; chloroplast organization.